Striga hermonthica is the source of this 1776-nucleotide messenger RNA. The record is from the annotation of a GenBank genome assembly. NCBI's taxonomy places the organism in Eukaryota, Viridiplantae, Streptophyta, Magnoliopsida, Lamiales, Orobanchaceae.
AUGGCUACUAAUUCUAUUUCUUCUUUUUCUUCUUCUUCUUCUUCGUCCUUGAUGAGUCCUCCAGAUCUUCAACUGAUAGAGGACAUGACCCGACAGGCCGAAGAGGUCCAGCAAAAUGUGUUGUCUCAAAUCCUGACACAAAAUGCGGAGACCGAAUACCUCAAAGGCCUGGGCCUCGAUGGGGCCACUGAUAUCGAGACCUUUAAAUCUAAGGUCCCGGUAGUCACUUAUGAGGAUAUCCGGCUAUUGAUCCGGAAAAUGGCCGAUGGAGAUCCUUCCUCAAUUUUAUGUGCUCAACCCAUCACUGAAUUUAUUUUCAGCUCGGGUACAACAGCCGGGGUACCCAAACUCAUACCGUCGACUGACGAAGAGAGGGAUCGUCGCAUGCACCUUGUCGAUCUUAUUACGCCUGUUAUGAACCAGUACAUCAAGGGACUCACAGAAGGCAAAGUGCUUUACUUCACAUAUGCGAGGCCCGAAUUGAUCACCGAAGGAGGGAUCCCCGCUCGAUCAGCAAUCACGAGUUUGUACAAGAGUGCCACCUUCAUCACCCGACAAUCCUUCCCUUACAGCGCCUACACUAGCCCCAACGAGGCCAUCCUCUGCCUCGACACCCACCAAAGCACCUAUGCCCAAUUGUUGUGCGGCCUUUACGAACGCGAACAAGUCCUCUCCAUCGGGGCCUCCUUCGCCUCCACCCUACUCCUAGUCAUCAAGUUCCUCGAGCUCAACUGGAAACAUCUCGCCCAAACCAUCCGAGCUGGCUUUGUUGACCCCAAUCUCAUGACUCAUGCCUCGACCCGCGAGGUCGUGUCCCGCACAAUGCGACCCGACCCGGACCUGGCCGACCUCAUAACUCGCGAGUGUGCAAGCAGCGAUUGGGAAGGGAUCAUCAUCCGCAUCUGGCCCAACGCCAGGUACCUGGACGUGAUCGCCACGGGACCCAUGGCCCAGUACAUCCCGACACUCAACCACUACAGCGGUGGGCUCCCGAUCGCAAGCACCAUAUAUGUGUCCUCCGAAUGCUUCUUGGGGAUCAACCUCAACCCGCUGCGAACCCCUCCCGAGGCGUCGUCCUACACACUGAUGCCUCACAUGGCCUACUUCGAAUUCCUGCCGCACGGUGGAGGAGGAGAGGGGCCCAUUGACCUCGUCAAUGUCGAGCUCGGAAAGGAGUACGAGGUGGUGGUUACGACGCGCACAGGGCUGUACCGGUACCGGAUGGGCGACGUCCUGCGGGUCUCCGGGUUCCACAACCGGGCCCCAGAGUUCAUGUUCGUUGGACGCAAGAGCGUGCUGUCGAGCGUUAACGGGGAGAAGGUGGAUGAGGCCGAGCUGCAGGCAGCAGUGGAAGAAGCUGCAGCUGUUUUGGCCAGGGAGUGUGGGACGGGCUUGGUAGACUACACGAGCCGCACGGACAACACAGUCGCCCCGGGCCACUACAUUGUGUACUGGGAGCUGCAGGAGAAGGGGAGCCAAGCCCUUGGGGAUGUGUUGGCCAGGUGCUGCCUGACGGUGGAGGAGUCGUUCAACUGGGUGUACCGUAUGCUGCGGGCUGCAGAUAAAUCAAUUGGGCCGUUGGAGAUCAGGGUAGUGAGGAUGGGGAGUUUCAGUGAGUUGAUGGAGCAAGCGAUAUCGAGGGGAGCUUCCCUUAGUCAGUACAAGGUGCCCAGGUGUGUUAGGUCCAAGGAAAUGGUGGAUCUUCUCGACUCACGGGUCGUAUCCACACAUUUCAGUCCCUCGAUGCCACAUUGGAGCCUAAAAACACCUAUAUAG